AUAACAAAUCAGUGCUCAAAAACAUACAUACACACAUAAACUUACAAACAUGUACAUAUUUAAAUGCGAUGAUACUGCAAUUUGAUGCAUAAGUCAUACUAGCGCAGUCUCUGUAUCAUAUACAUACAUACAUACGUUUUGAAAAUUAUACGUAAAGCCCAAAUUGAGAACACACAACCGUUUUUGAAAAGAUUUUCAAUAUGAGAUGUGAUGAAGUAUAGGUGAAGUCAAAGAAUGGAAGGACUCAACACAGCAAUUAAAAAACGCACGCAUGAUCAGCAGAAUAACGAUUUGUUACACACCUAUUGCCGCCAACACAGAAAAAUUUAAUGGAUAUCAGUAAGAAGUUAUACACGAAAGGACUAAGUACAUAUCGCUGUUAGACCGACCAAGCUCAUUUUUUCUAAAAAAAACUUUUGACAUGGCAACUCUGAAGUGGACUUAAUGACCGGCCCAAUGAUAACAUGUCAGUCUAACUAAACUUUUCUGAUAAGCAAAUCUUUAGGAAACCUAGAGAGAAAGAACGAUGGCGACCAAACCAAUAUUCACCUUUAGACGUGCAAAAAUUGAUGAUAUCGGCGCUGUACGUGAAAUGAUACAGGAAUUGGCUGAUUUCGAAAACAUGAGCGAUGGUCCAAAACUAACAGAGAAAGAUUUAAUACGCGAUGCCGGACUCGAUGGUGGCCAAGAAUUUUGUCAUAUAUAUGUGCUCGAGCUUCAAAGCGCAGAACAAUCCACACCCGUGACCAUAGGUUAUAGUAUUUGUUUCUACUCCUACUCAACAUGGCAAGGGAAAUCAUAUUUUCUUGAAGAUAUUUAUGUACGACCCACAUAUCGUAAGAUGGGUGCCGGCGCUUAUUUGUUCAGUUCUGUUGCAGCAAAAGCGAAGGAAUAUGGCUGUCAACGUUUGGAUUUUCAUGUGCUUGGCUGGAAUCCAGCGCGAAAAUUCUACAAUAGAAUGGGUGCUGUGGAUUUGACCGAGAGUGAGGAAUGGCAUUUUUAUCGGUUGCAUGGUGAAAAAAUCGAGAAAUUGGCCAAUGGAUUAUAGCGCUCUUACAAUAAAAUAAUAUUCAACUUUUAUGCGCACUGUUUCCUAAUUAUAAAUUUAUUUAACUAAAAGUUGGGAAAAACGUUAGUUUCUUCGAAAAUGUAUUUAUUAGUAAUAAUAUAAUAUUAAAUUGUAAAAGCAGCACUUUACUGAAAUAUAGAAAGCUCCAAAAGGAAUGUCACUUAUAAGUCCAAUGUUGCUACCUUUCACUUGUGAAUACAAUCAGACUUUUUAACUGUUUUAGCAACAUACUAUCAAAUUAUAUAAGUGUCUGGGCGAACUUUCUAAAUUACAGUAAGAGUAUGCAAUUUCAGUACAUCACUUAGUUUAGCAAAAAAUUAGCAUUUUCUAGCAAUUAUGUUUUACUAAACAAACUCUUUUUUUUAUGAGUACGAACACUAUUUUUUUCCAAAAUAUUGCAACAAUAAUACUUUCACAGAUUGCCUUUGAAUAAAAUUAUAGUAAUUUGUAAAUAUUCA
Bactrocera oleae (olive fruit fly) is the source of this 1527-nucleotide messenger RNA. Its product is annotated as thialysine N-epsilon-acetyltransferase. Lineage: Eukaryota; Metazoa; Arthropoda; Insecta; Diptera; Tephritidae. The record is from RefSeq and is a predicted model, not a curated record. Gene Ontology annotation, molecular function: N-acetyltransferase activity.